GUAAAAUUUAAAAAAUGACAGAUUAACGAGGAACAAUGACUUAGUUUAUUGAUAAUACAACUAAUCUAAAACCUUGAGAUCUCAAGUUUGAAUCUCUUAAAUAGUAUUACCUUAAUUAAAAAAAUAAAAUAUAUAUCACCCUUAUUAAAAAUUACUAAUUAAUCCAACAAUACAUAUAUGGAGGUUUUUGCUUGGCACCUACUUAUUUGAGUAUUUCCUGGACUCCGCGCAAAGGAAGGAAGGACUUCCAUGUACCCCCCUUCCAUAAAAAAGAAAUUACCCAUAACCCUCCAUUGGCUAGCAUUGUAUUUAUAUAUGAUAGUCAUGGUUUUAUUAAUGAAUUCUCAUAAGUUUGGCGCUUUGCUGAUAAAAUACAUUAUUGGUGUGUUGCUAAAAGUUUGGUAUCAAUAAUGAAAAUUUAGAAAUUUAACAAAUUAACAAAUUAUCAGUCUAAUUCCUAAAAAUACGUGUAGUAAACGUGUAAUACGUGUUUAAUACUUGAAACUAUUAAACAAACAUAAAAUAAGGAGACUAACUUUAUAAUAGUACGUAAAUGAAAAUUUUAAACACAUUUAAUAGAAAUUAUGUAUUAGAUGGAUAUUAACCAAACUUUUACUAACUAUUUUUGGGUCUUUCGACAUGCAUUCAGUUAUGUCGUAUAACAAAGAAGUUCCAUAUGGUUUUUAAUUUAACAAUUCAAGAAUAUAGUCUAUUUUUAUUCAAAGGUAUGAACAUGUUAGCGUGUGCUAAAAAAUAUUGGUCUAAACUUUAAUUUCUAAUCCAUUACUGCAAUCAUUACUUUUUUCUUGAGAAAAUUAUAAGUGCAUGUAAAUUUCAAAGACACUAUAGAAAAAAGAAAUUACAUUUUGAUUUUGAAAAAAAAAAUGUUCAAUAAAUUCAUAUCAUCUAUGUACAUCGUGGCGAUAUCAACUUACAUGUAUAACUUUUAAUUUUUAAAUGACAUGAUUUACUGAAGUUCUGAUUUUCAAUCCAAGUAUAUAAAAUGUGUUUUGAAGACACUUUAUGAAGAAGAAGCGUUACUCAAUUCAACAAGAUUCUUGCUAAGCUAUUGAUGUUAUGUUCAUCAAAUCCAUUUCAUUCUUCUUUGUCUCUGAACCUCAAGUUAGAUAAACAUUAUUAAUUUAGUAGUACUUGAGUUGUUAAUGUUCAUUUAUUGACGAUUAGUCGGCAUUAUCGGUGAAAAAACUAUUCUUUUUAAUUAAAGCUACUUUUUGAAAAGUAAAUUAGAGCUACCUUGAUGUUACUUAAUUUUGAUAUUCAUGAAGUGAUUGAAUUUCACUCAAAGGUGACAUUAUGAAAUGAAAGUAUGGAGUAUUUACCAAAAAAAUAAUGCAGUUGAAGUUCAUAUUAAAUUUAGUGAUUAACGUAUUCCAAGGUUUGAAAAACCGUAUCAUACCGGUGGUUCGACAUAUAAAUCUUCUAUCGAAGGCUAAACCGAUAGACGAUAUUUAGCGGUAUAAAACGGUUAAACCAUGGUUUUAGCUUCAAGUAUCUUACCGCUGACUUUUUCGAUACAACCUCCAGUAUAAUAUUUCAAUCCUUGCAAAUUUCAUAACCGAAUUACUAUUUUUGAAGAUUAUCAAUGAUGGCAAAAAAUAAUCUCCAACAAAAAGUUGUGAUUGGGAUAAGGUACACUGUUUGGCAUGAAAAUGAUAUUUCAUAUAUGAUUAAGAUCUAUGUUUUGAAUUUGCUUCUAAGAAAAUGUAUGUUGAUAAUUAAGAUAGUGAAUUUGAUGAUAGAUAUUCCUGAUAGUAAAGUGAUAUUGAUACUGGUUAUUUUGGAAUACCUACAAUAUUGUCUUAUUAAGUUUAUUAUGAGUUGACAUACCCUUGCAUAAGUCAUAUUUUUUUUUUUAAAUUUCAGCAAGAAUUUGCACAGAAUACACAGUAAUCUUUUAUGAUGGAUGCUAAUUUUCUCUUUCCCAAGAAAUUAAAUAUUUAACUUUAUUGAUGAUAAAAACUAAGAAGUUGUCUUGCUAUUUGAUAAAAAAUAUAUAAUUGUUUAUUGAUUUAUAUGGUAUUGACAUAUAAUUGUGACAUGAAUAUAUAUAAGAGAUGAUGAAAUCAUUGAAAUUUUAUUUUGAAACUUAAUUAAUUAAUGUUAUCGUAUUUCAACCGGCCAACGAGCCGGGGUACUAUCCAGUGAGAUUCUAUACAAGUGUCAACUAUAAAUUUUGAGACUGCAGGAGAGAACUAAAAUAAUAAAACCACUGAAGGUAGAACAAAAAAUACAUAUAAAAACCUUAUUUGACGGGUAAACGGAGAAAACUUGAACGGUAGAGAAGUUUGCACUCUACUGAAUAGUACAGCGUGGAAAGCUGAGGAAUUGAGAAAGAAAAAAAAAACAUAUAUAACAGGUUGCAGGAAUAAUGGAGUAAGAAAAUAUAAUAAAGAAACUCCUACAUAUUCGUGCUUCGUCUAUUGAGAAGAAUAGUUUUGGGCCACACUAUCAAUGCAUGGACGAGAGAAGACGUCGGACACCGCACACGUCGGCUUUUAUUUCUACAGCCCUUCUUGCGCCAUUAAGUCUCCCUCUAUAAAUUCAACCCAUCCUUCAUUUCUCAUCUGAAUGUUAAAUUAAUAAAGAGCUGAUAAGGUAAAUACGUACGUAGUUUAUCCAAAAUAAAAACAAAAAUUUGAGGAAAGGAAGAAAAUGGCGACCCAAGCUUUGAUUAGGAGGACCUCGAGGUCUGCUUUUGUCUCCAGGCACAUUCAGACGAGUGCACGCCAGGAUGCGGCCUCUACAAUCGAUUCGGCCGCUCAGGCGACCAAGAAGGGAGCUGCAGAGGCGAAGAAGGUUGGGGAGGAAGUGAAAGACAAGGCCGCCGGUGCUGCUGGAGAUCAGAUGUCCCAGAAAGGCAAGGAAGUGGCGGGAGAAGCAGCAAAUGUGGCCCAGAACGUGACCGAUAAGGCAAAACAGACGGUCGAAGGAGCAUGGGGAACAAUGAAGGACACGACACAAAAGAUCAAAGAAAGCGUUAUGAACAAAGCAGGCGAGUCCAAAGAAUACGUCAAGGAGAACGCAGAUGCUGUGAAGCGUAACAUAGACUCCAAGAAGUCGGAUCUCUCAUAAUAAUCAAACUAACUAAAUAACACAUCGUCCCCAUUAUUAUUCUAUAUAUUUUCAAGCAUACUUAAAUACAUGGAGACCUUAUUCCAUUUUUCGCCGAAUAUACAUAUCGAGUUAUUUAUACAAUUAAAUUACGAACUAGGCAUGAUUUUUUUAAUUUCCUAUCAAAUUGUUUUGAAAUUUUGUUCAGAGUUCUUUACACUACAUUACAAGUAUUUAGAAAUUACUUGCAAGCGAUGAAAACAAAUAAUUAUCUACUAUUUUCCCUACUAUGAAUUGUAAAUAAAAAAGGUUACCAUUUGGUUUAAUAAAUAAAAAAA
Molecule: messenger RNA, 3410 nt
Organism: Linum tenue
Lineage: Eukaryota; Viridiplantae; Streptophyta; Magnoliopsida; Malpighiales; Linaceae
Source: the annotation of a GenBank genome assembly